AUGUUAAGCAUAGAUGAACCACAGAAAGUACUUAAAGUAUUCGUUCUUCUCGCAGGUAUACCGGUACCAAAGGUGAUUGAGAAUUUUGGACAUUAUGGAGAACAAUUUUCAACUCUCUUGCAAAAUGCUAUUAAUAGUGAGAAGCAGAAAUUAUCCCUGAGAAUUCGUUAUUAUGAUGUAGUAAAUAUGGAAUUUCCAGAAGAAAAGGACUUGCUUGAAACGAAUGGCAUCAUCAUUACCGGUUCUGCUUCAUCGGCGUAUGAAAAUAUUCCGUGGAUUAAUCGUCUCGUUGAUUUUACGAAACUUAUCAUCAACAAACAUCAACAUAUUAAAUUAAUUGGUGUUUGUUUUGGUCACCAAAUUGUAGCCAGGGCUGUAGGUGGCCAAGUUAUUAAAAAUUCAUUGGGUUGGGAGGUUGGUGUAACUGAAGUUUCACUUACAGACGUCGGAAAAAAUUUUUUUAAGACAGACAACAAAGUUUUGCGUAUUCAAGAAAUGCACCAAGAUCAUGUCCAUAAUCUACCUCAUGGUUUUUAUAACUUAGGGUUUACUUCAAAGUCUCCAAUUCAAGGCAUGAUAAAGGACAAUCAAGUUUUAACAAUUCAAGGUCACCCUGAGUUCGUUAGUGAAGUGGCAAAAUUAACAAUUAAUUAUCGAGUAGAUAAAGGAAUAUUUACUCCAGAAUUUGCACAAACUGCGUUGAAGGCUGCUGACUAUAAGGAUGAUAGUUUAUUGAUUGGACAAAGAUUCAUUGAAUUUAUAGCUGGUUAA
Messenger RNA from Cetraspora pellucida, 771 nucleotides. NCBI's taxonomy places the organism in Eukaryota, Fungi, Glomeromycota, Glomeromycetes, Diversisporales, Gigasporaceae. The record is from the annotation of a GenBank genome assembly.